GGAGAAAGACACGAGCGACGCAUACAUAUAGAUAUAUAGGCAUCAACAGCAGCAGCAGCAGCAGCAGUAACAGCAGAGAGAAGAAGAAGAGGAAGAUUCUGCACUGCUGCUACGCGAGCUGCGACCGGAGUGCAACUCAGCAGCAGUCGGCUAACAGCGGAGUGUCAGUCGGUGGCGCAUGCGCAACUCCGGCAAAACGACUCCGACCAACUCUCCGCCGUCACUCCGUUUUCUACCCGGAACGCCGCGCGAUGUUCAAGGUCGUACAAAGCCCCAGCGCGCCGAAGCACAUACACACAUACAUUCGUACACUUGCAGCAGCAGCGGCGGCGGCGGCACGUCGAUGUGUGGUACGCUUUAUGCGCUGGUAUAGGUCGUCGUGGGGCUCGUACAACGUAUAGAUAUAUAGCUAUAUAUGCAUGUAGCAGCUCGCUCACGUAUCUAUGGAUUUUACGCCCUCCUGGCUUGCCAGACUCGUGCCUCGACGCUUUGAUGAAGGGGGAGCGCAAGCUCGAGCAGUCGAAGGCGAUAUCAAGGAGCAGCUAAAAAUCUUUAUUGACUUUCUGGAAACAACCAUAAAGCCAGUCGUGACCGAGCCCCACCGACGAAUUGAGCAAAUUAUAAUAGAUGUGCAGGAAAGUGCAAAGGAGGAUUUGAAAAAAAUCCGCGUCAAGCGUGCAGCAGAAUUAUUAGAUUGGAUGGAUAAAGAUGAACUUAAAAAACUAGCAGAUGCAGCCAUCGAAAUGUCUACUGAUAAUACGUUCGAUUGCGGAUCCAUAAUCUCGGGCCCAAUAUUAAAGUAUGGCUGGAUAAUCGAUACGAUGCUAGAACAGUGCGUACAAAGCAAUUUAACAAAGUUUCUGCAGCCUUUGAACAAGACCCUCGUGGCGCUCGACGAGACCUUCGUCGUCUUCGACAAUCAGGUCGAGGUGGCUAAAAAAUGCGUCGACGAUGCUACCCUCUCAACAUCGUUCUCCGCAACCGAGUGCUUAAUGAAGGCAGUAAUUACCGUCGACACUGCUUCGUUGGAGGCUUCGAAACAAGUCGAUUUCAUUAAGUUGAAUGAGCAAUAUUAUCAAUUCAUGAAAGAAUUAGACCAAUGCGAACAACCAGAAGCUUACGAAAAAGUAAAAACCCAGAUACAUAAAGCGCAAAAUGGGAUGAGAAAUUGCUUUAUCAGAAUUACCGAAGGAAAAGCAGUGAGAUUAACGGAUCGUGAUUUUUGGCAUUCUAUUGACACAAAUCCAGAGGAGAUAGGAUACGAGCGGUACCCUAAGUGGCCCUGAACAUUUUGGAUAUGCAAUAAUUCUACUAUUUUAAUAUGUAAAUUUAAUGUGUAAUACAUGUGCUGUAUAUCAAUUAAACAUUGAAAAUGAAAUGCGCUAUUCACUGAAGAAUUUAAUAACACUGAUAAAAAUAUAAUUAUGAUUGUUUUUCAUAAAUUUUUUCCAACACGGUCAGUCACUGAUACGUCUACCAUACUUCUCACCGAUUGAAUUGAAAAAAAAAUGUA
Molecule: messenger RNA, 1513 nt
Organism: Trichogramma pretiosum
Lineage: Eukaryota; Metazoa; Arthropoda; Insecta; Hymenoptera; Trichogrammatidae
Exons: 4
Coding region: 444-1286 (280 amino acids)
Source: RefSeq, a predicted model, not a curated record